Molecule: messenger RNA, 1307 nt
Organism: Thalassophryne amazonica
Lineage: Eukaryota; Metazoa; Chordata; Actinopteri; Batrachoidiformes; Batrachoididae
Product: serpin A3-5-like
Exons: 5
Coding region: 7-1290 (427 amino acids)
Biological process (GO): negative regulation of endopeptidase activity
Molecular function (GO): serine-type endopeptidase inhibitor activity
Source: RefSeq, a predicted model, not a curated record
GUCACCAUGAUUCACGCAGUUCUCAGCUUCUGGAUCUUAUCUGCAGUGAUCUGCGUGGGCAGAGGUCAAACAAACCAAGACACUGGACCUGACAGCAGCACCAGCAGUUUGUCAUUAGUCACUGAAGCAAACAAAGAGUUUACCUUCCAUCUCUAUAAGAAGUUCGCUGCUCAGCCUGGGUCAGAGGGCAAGAACGUCGUCUUCUCAUCAGCAAGUGUGUCCAUGGCCCUGGCUGCUUUGUCUACAGGAGCACGAGGAGAGACCCACCAUCAGAUCUUCAGUGGUCUGGGCUACAAUGACUCUGUGCUGACACAGGCAGAUGUAGAUCAGAGCUUUCACAGCCUCCUUGUUAAAGAAAAUAAGACAUCUCAUGAAGACAUCAGUGAAGGAACUGCUGUGUUUGUUGAUGACCACUUUAUGGUACGGCCACAGUUUGUGGGGGAUCUGAAGAAGUUUUACUUGGCAGAUGUGUUCACUGUUGACUUCAGCAAAACAAUGGACAGUGCCAACACAAUCAACAAGUAUGUAGCAAACAAGACCAACGGGAAGAUAGACAAUCUGGUUGAAGACCUGGAUCCAUUAACAGUCAUGUAUCUCCUCAGCUACAUUUAUUACAAAGGAAAGUGGGCAACUCAGUUUAAUGCCAUGCUCACAAAGGAGGAUGAGUUCCAUGUUGAUGCAAACACCAAGGUUGAAGUUCAGAUGAUGAAUAUGCAGAACAUGUUUGACAUCUAUAUUGAUGGACAAACUCAAACAUCAGUCCUACGCCUUCCUUUCAGCAACUCCUAUUCCAUGUUGCUGUUAUUGCCUGGUGAUAUGGAAGCACUGGAGAAUAUCAUUUCCCCAAAUAUCAUCACUGCUUGGCUAAAACAACUGAAGUCCAGAUUGUACCAAGUUUACAUUCCUAAAUUCACCGUCAAGACUCGCUAUGACCUGAAAGAUGUGUUAACUGCGAUGGGAAUGACAAACAUGUUUGGUGAUCAAGCAGAUUUGAGUGGCAUUCCUGAAAGUGGCCAAUUUCAGCAAAAAGGACAGCUAGUUGUUUCAAAGGUUGUGCAUCAAGCUGCUCUGGAUGUUGAUGAGGCUGGAGCCACUGCUGCAGCUGCUACAGGCAUUGAGAUAACAGAACGUGCUAUGCCUAUUGACAAUUAUGUCCCCACUUUGAGAUUUGAUCGUCCAUUCAUGGUCUUCAUCUUGGAAGAUUCUGCAGAUGAUACAGGAAGCAUUCUGUUUAUGGGCAAGAUUGCAAAACCAACCAGUUACAGGAGGAAACACUCAAACAUUCAUUAAAUCCUGAAUGCACUGUU